CAGAUUUUCAUUAUUUUAAUCUGAGGUGGCCCGCUUAUAGCGAGUUAAUGACCAAUAGCAAACUUGUUAAUCAGCGAAAAACAAAAUAGCCUAUUUAUUUAAGCAACUUAGAAGAGAAUCAAUCAAGAGCCCCAAAAAAAAAAAAAAAAAAAAAAAAAAAAAAAUCCUUGUCCAUGGCACCCACACUUGGUAAACUGAUAUCCAAGAAACACCCCACACCACCAAUCCAGUCCCUUUUGGUAGUCGUCCUCAUCAUCAUCGACGUUCUACUAAUGUUUUGUUCUUCUUCUUCUACUGCGACAAAUCUGUAUAUUUCUUCUAAAACAUCUCGAGGGACAUCAGGACGAGAAGAACGAGUGGAAGUAGAAGCGAAAGCUCUUCUCAAAUGGAAGGAAAGCCUUGAUAAUCAAACUCAUGUUUCUGAUAUUCUCUCCUCAUGGAAGUUUUUUCCAAGCAGUUCCAAUAUCACAAGAAAAGGCAAUAUUAGCCUCUGCCAAUGGUUUGGAAUCACAUGUAAUGAGUUUGGAAGUGUUCUUUACAUAAACCUUGAAAGUCAUAAUCUGAAAGGUACGCUCCAAAACUUCAAUUUCUCAUCCUUUCCCUACAUAGAGAGCUUUACUCUGUAUAACAAUUCACUGUAUGGGACUAUACCUCCGCAAAUCAGUAAUAUUUCUAGACUUGUUUACCUUGACUUAAGUAGCAAUCAACUCUCUGGAAAUAUUCCUGUUGAAAUAUUCCUUCUGCAAAAUUUAAGUGUACUUUAUUUGGAUGGGAAUAACUUAAAUGGUUCUAUACCACAUGAAGUAGGUAUGUUGAGGUCAAUUGAGGAGAUUUUCUUUAGAAAUAACUCUCUUUCAGGUCCAAUCCCAACAUCCCUUGGAAAUAUUACCAGCAAUUUAACCUAUAUCGAUCUUAGUAGAAACAAAUUCUCUGGAUCCAUCCCUCAAGAGAUAGGAAAACUUAAAAAUCUUAACCAGCUUUACAUGGAAAGAAACAAUCUUACUGGCUCAAUUCCUAUGUCCAUUGGAAACCUCACCAACCUAAUUCUUAUAAACCUUGCCUUCAACAAAAUUUCAGGAUCCAUCCCUCACGAGAUAGGUUUCCUUGAAUCUAUCCAAGAGCUUUAUUUGUACGGAAACCAUCUCACUGGAUCAAUUCCUGCCUCUAUUGGAAAACUCAAAUCCUUAGUCGCCUUGCUUUUGUUCGACAAUAACCUCACUGGUACCAUUCCUCUCGAAAUGAACAACCUCAUACACUUCGAUUCAUUGCAACUAGAUAACAACUUCUUGCAUGGGUCACUACCAGACAAUAUUUGUCUUGGUGGAAAGUUGAGAUGGUUUUCAGCAGCUUAUAACCAAUUUGAAGGUCAGCUUCCAAAAAGCAUGAGAAAUUGUACUUCUCUACAAUCGGUUUACCUAGAUGGAAACCGUUUAGCAGGAAACAUAUCAGAAGACCUUGGGAUAUACCCAAAUUUAAAGUUCAUGAAAUUAAGCAGAAACAAUUUUUUUGGUGAGCUUAGUGGAAAUUGGGGAGAAUGUCGAAAUCUUACUGCUUUGAGCAUAUCCGAUAAUAGAAUUUCUGGUAGAUUAAUUCCUGAACUUGGAAAUGCUGCUCAAUUACGUAAGCUUGACCUCUCCUCCAAUCUUCUUGCUGGGAAAAUUCCAAAGGAAUUAGGACGUCUAAAAUUUUUAUUCUUCCUCAAUCUAAGUAAUAACAUAAUUUUCGGCAAAAUUCCAAUGGAAAUUGGAAUGUUAUCUGAGCUUCAGCAGCUUGACCUUGGAGCAAACAAGUUGAGUGGACUGAUUCCCAUGCAACUGGGACAAUGUUCAAAACUACAACUUUUGAACUUGAAAAACAACAGCUUUAGUGGGACAGUUCCCUUCCAGAUUGGGAAAUUGCAAUCUCUUCGAGAUCUUGAUCUAAGUAUGAAUUUACUUAUAGGAGAGUUGCCCAUGGAGUUUAGAAAUUUGCGCAUGUUGGAAACAUUAAAUCUUUCUCACAAUAAUCUCUCUGGAAAAAUACCUUCGGUGCUUGACGAUAUGAUAAGCUUGACAUUUGUUGAUGUAUCUUACAAUCAGUUAGAAGGUCCUCUCCCCAAUCUCAAAGCCUUCAUUGAAGCACCAGAACUAGCAUUGGAAAACAACAAAGGCUUGUGUGGCAACAAUACUAGUUUGAAACCUUGCUCCACAAGUAAAGAAAAUAGCAAUAAAGUUGUACUUUCACUCAUAGUAUCUGUUUCUGGUACGCUUUUUCUAUUGUUCGCCAUUUUUGGAGUUCUCUUUAUUCGCCAAAAGAUUAAAAAGAACAAGUUUGUACCAAGAGAAACACAAGUUUUCCAAACUUUCUUUGCAGCGUGGAGGCAUGAUGGGAAAAAGGUUUACGAAGAAAUAGUUGAAGCCACUGAAAAUUUUGACUCCAAAUAUUGCAUUGGAGUUGGAGGAAAUGGGAGUGUUUAUAAGGCAUUGUUGUCAAAUGGUCAAGUUAUUUCUGUGAAAAAUUUCCAUGAGAAUGGUCAAGCAGCCAGUGAACAAGCUUUCAAAAGUGAGACAAGUUUGUUGACUGGAUUACGCCAUCGAAACAUCAUCAAGCUUUAUGGAUUUUGUUCGCAUCGAAAACAUUCAUUUUUGGUGUAUGAAUUCAUGGAAAAUGGAAGCUUGGUACAGAUAUUGAAUGACUAUGGUAAGGCCAUAGAGUUGGAGUGGACUAAGAGAGUUAAUGUGAUCAAAGGUUUAGCCAAUGCCAUGUACUAUUUGCAUCACGAGUGUUUUCCUGCUAUAAUCCACCGAGACAUAUCAAGCAAGAAUGUUUUGUUGGAUUCAGAAUAUGAAGCUCAUAUUUCUGACUUUGGUUCUGCUAGAAUUUGUGAUCCUGAGUCAUCAAAUUGGACUUCAUUUGCAGGAACAUUUGGAUAUGUAGCCCCAGAGCUUGCUUUCACAAUGGAAACAAACGAGAAAACCGACGUGUAUAGCUUCGGAGUUGUAACAUUGGAAGUGAUAUUGGGAAAGCAUCCGGGAGAUCUCAUCUCAGAUUUGUCAUCAUCACCAUCAUCAUUUGCAGCUGCAUCUGAUGAAAUUCUACUCAUGGAUGUACUGGAUCCACGUCUCUCAGCUCCAAGAAGGCAAGUAGAAGCUCAAGUGGCUUCGAUUGUAGAGAUAGCAUUUGCUUGCCUGCAUCCAGUUCCACAGUCUCGACCAACCAUGAAGCAAGUCUCUGAGAAGUUAUCAACUACUCGAUUACCACCAUUAUCACAGCCUAUUCAUACCAUUACAUUGAAGCAGCUGAUUGAUCCUCCAACCACGAAAACAUCCUAAAUGGCUUCAAUUUCCUCCAUGUUUCAAGUUUUGUUGUGUGCCUCUGCAUUUUCUUUAACUAUACUAUCCGAUUUUGUAGUUUUUGUUUUUGUUUUUGUUUUUCUGUUUUCCCUUAUACCGGUUUUUACAUAUCCACAGGAUUUAGUUGUAUGGAAUUUAUUGUAAUAGUUUCAGUGGAAGCAAAGUUUGCAGCCAAUGAUCA
This is a messenger RNA of Ziziphus jujuba (common jujube), 3513 nucleotides long. Its product is annotated as MDIS1-interacting receptor like kinase 2-like. Bases 174 to 3311 code for a protein of 1045 amino acids. Lineage: Eukaryota; Viridiplantae; Streptophyta; Magnoliopsida; Rosales; Rhamnaceae. Gene Ontology annotation, molecular function: protein kinase activity; ATP binding; protein binding. The record is from RefSeq and is a predicted model, not a curated record. The transcript is spliced from 2 exons. Gene Ontology annotation, biological process: protein phosphorylation.